CUGACAAUGUCGAUAGACUUGAAUACACAGGAAAGUUAAUAUCGUGGUCAUUUAUGAAAACCCCGAGACUAGCUAAUGCUUUUAUACGCUACCUUUGUUAUGAUGGAGAAAGAUCAACAAUGGAUGCCACAAAUUUGGAUUAUAACAUCUCUAGAUUUGCUCUCAACUUCCCUAUGCUGAAGAAUCUAAUUUUAUCGUCGGAAAUUUCUUUACAUUAUUUCAAGAACCCUAAACCAGUGACUGAAUUCCCUAAUAUUAGGCAAUUGGUUUUGCCUGUUAUUAAAUUCCACAGUGAAGACAAACUGAUAUGGGUUAGAUAUAUCUUGAAGGCUUUCCCCUUGUUACAAACAUUGGAGUUAAAUUUGGACAGACCGUUCUUCCUGAGGCAGCCGAUAAAUUUCAAGAUGGGGAUAGAAGAAGAGGAAAAGGUCAUAGAGAAAUGUCCUAAUGGAUCCAUAAGCGAGGUAAAGGUGAAUGGGUUUUUGGGAAAUCAAAACGGAGUCGAUUUGGUAAAGUAUUUGUUAGAGAAUUUAUCAGGGCUUAGAGAAUUGACCCUUAGUCCAUACAAGAAGAUGUACAAAAGAUUUGAUAGUUGGGGGUACACUAGUAAACCAAGCAUUUUGGAUGUUGAUUGGUUUGAAUACCAGUGUCAGUGGCUUCUUAGAGAAAUUCCUCCAUCUGUUCGUCUACACCUUGAAAGACGGAGGAUUUAGUUAGUAUGAUUGAUUUAUGUUGCUUUUUAAUUUUUAUUUUUAUCAGAAAUCAUCACUUUCUCAAG
Messenger RNA from Impatiens glandulifera, 778 nucleotides. RefSeq lists its product as uncharacterized. Lineage: Eukaryota; Viridiplantae; Streptophyta; Magnoliopsida; Ericales; Balsaminaceae. The record is from RefSeq and is a predicted model, not a curated record. Bases 54 to 713 code for a protein of 219 amino acids. The transcript is spliced from 4 exons.